UUUUUAUUUUGUUAUGUGAUUUGUUUUUAAAAAAGAAAUAAUAAUUCUAUUUGUAAAUAAAUUUUAACUAAAUUAACUAAGAUUUAAAAAAAAAAUGCGUUUUACCCAAUUAAUGCGUAUACGCUGUAAAUUUCCCGAAUGGUCGGCAGCCAAACAGCAGUAUGUGCCACAGCAUCAGCCAGUGGUGGAAGAGGAAGUUAAAAAAUUGCAAGAUUUCCUAAUGGACAAACCUAAUAUAGUGGUUUUAACGGGAGCGGGAAUAUCCACAGAAUCAGGCAUUCCUGAUUACCGCUCUGCUGGUGUAGGCUUAUAUGCCCGCACUAAUCAUAAACCUAUACAACAUAUGGAAUUUGUUAAAUCUGCUGCCGUACGUCGCCGCUAUUGGGCCCGCAACUAUGUGGGUUGGCCCAAUUUCUCUAGCACCGAACCCAAUGCCACCCAUCAUGCUUUGGCUCGUUUUGAGCGUGAGGCUCGUCUUCAAUGUGUGGUUACACAAAACGUAGAUCGUUUGCACAGCAAAGCGGGCAGCAAAAAUGUUAUAGAACUUCAUGGCUCGGGUUAUGUGGUAAAAUGUUUAAACUGUGACUACCGCAUCGAUCGUCACGAGUUUCAAACUAUUUUAAAUACUUUAAAUCCAGAAUUUAAAGAUGCUCCCGAUAUGAUACGUCCAGAUGGUGAUGUUGAGAUACCACAAGAAUAUAUAGAUAAUUUUCGUAUACCUCCGUGUUCGCAAUGUGAUGGUCAUUUAAAGCCUGAAAUUGUAUUCUUUGGUGAUAAUGUGCCCAAGGAGCGAGUAAAUCGUAUAGCAGAAAUGAUUUACUCUGGAGACGGUUUACUUGUGUUGGGUUCAAGUCUUUUGGUAUUUUCGGGUUAUCGUAUGGUUUUGCAAACUAAAGAUUUAAAUUUGCCGGUGGCUAUAGUUAAUAUAGGUGAGACUAGGGCGGAUCAUUUAGCUGAUAUUAAAUUGUCGGCUAAAUGUGGUGAUGUUAUACCAAAAUUGUUUGAUUUUAGAAAAUAAUAACAAAUAAGAGGCUAAAGUAUGUAAUAUAUGUUUGUAUGUUGUUAAAAAAUUA
Molecule: messenger RNA, 1073 nt
Organism: Lucilia cuprina (Australian sheep blowfly)
Lineage: Eukaryota; Metazoa; Arthropoda; Insecta; Diptera; Calliphoridae
Gene: Sirt4
Product: NAD-dependent protein deacylase Sirt4
Exons: 2
Coding region: 95-1018 (307 amino acids)
Molecular function (GO): NAD+ binding; NAD-dependent protein lysine deacetylase activity
Source: RefSeq, a predicted model, not a curated record